Cheilinus undulatus (humphead wrasse) is the source of this 1975-nucleotide messenger RNA. RefSeq names its product Rho guanine nucleotide exchange factor (GEF) 3, like (gene arhgef3l). The transcript has 13 exons. Gene Ontology annotation, biological process: positive regulation of Rho protein signal transduction; intracellular signal transduction. Gene Ontology annotation, molecular function: guanyl-nucleotide exchange factor activity. NCBI's taxonomy places the organism in Eukaryota, Metazoa, Chordata, Actinopteri, Labriformes, Labridae. The coding region runs from base 142 to 1701 and encodes 519 amino acids. The record is from RefSeq and is a predicted model, not a curated record.
AGUGAGGAGGAAGAACUCCACUGACAGAAACUUGCUCUGUGUUACUGAAACAGGACUCGGUGUAGAGUUGGAUCGUGACAGUUUUUGUCUAUUUGAGAAUGUUUAAUGUUUCUGUGAAGAUGUACUGAAGAUAAAGACAGGAUGGAAGUGGAGGAGUCUGGUGAAACAAAGACUUCCUGGUGCACAAAUCCAGAUGAGAGACACAUCCUCUGUGAUCAUGCUGGGAAAAAGAGAAAACAAGACCAGGCCCCUGAACCUGUGAUCAGAAUCACAGAGGAUGAAGAAGAAGAUGAGGAGGGGGAAAUAAUGUCUGACCACAUGAAGGACUCUGAGGAGCCCUGUAAUAAGAGGGUCAAACCAGUGGCUAAGUCUAACAGCCUCACAGGGGUCAUAACCCCUGUGAAGACCCCUGCUCUGAAACGCAUCGGGCAGUCCAUUUCGCGCUCAAUCAGUUUUCGCACAGAGGCUCGACCAUUGCCCCCCACCCCACUGCGCUCUAAGAAGGCCUCAUCGUUUCCACGCAGACGAAACAGCCAAUGCUGGAGCGACACUGUGGAGAGUCAUGACCUCACUGCAAAAGAGAUCAAACGGCAAGAGGUGAUCUAUGAACUCACUCAGGGGGAGCGACAGCUCAUUGAUGACCUCAGUCUGGUCAAGAAGGUCUACUAUGAGCCCAUGCUGAAGUUGGACAUCAUGACAGAAAGCGAGCUUGGACAGAUCUUUGGCACACUGGACUCUCUCAUCCCUCUUCAUGAAGAUCUACUGACUCGUCUGGAGCGGCUGAGGGGAUCAGAGAAGACAGUCGGAGAGGUGGGGCCUACUCUUAUGAACUGGUUUCCCUGUCUGGAGGCCUAUGUAACAUACUGCUGUAACCAGGUAGGGGCCAAAGCUCUGCUGGACCAGAAAAAACAUGAGAAAAGAGUAGAGCACUUCCUGCGCUUGUGUCAAGAGUCUUCGUUCAGCAGGAAACUAGACCUGUGGAACUUCCUGGAUCUUCCUCGCAGCCGAUUGGUCAAAUACCCGCUGUUACUUAAAGAGAUACAGAAGUGCACACCUCCAGAGCACCCGGAUGAGGACACGUUACCUGAUGCUUUAGACUUGAUCCAGAGCAUUGUGGGGGAGGUGAAUAAGAAGACUGGGGAGGCUGAAUGUCAGUUCUACAGACGAGGUCUCAGCUACCUUGAUGAGAGUCAAAGACUCCCAGAGAUCCAGCAGUCCCGCUUCCUGUACUGCCACGGAGAGCUCAAGAACAACAAGGGUCAGCGGCUGCAUGUCUUCCUGUUUGAGCUGGCACUGGUUCUGUCUAGGCCGGGGGAGGACAGGGACGGAGCUCAGGUGUUCAACGUGUACCGACAGCCUCUGCCCAACGCCCUGAUCAAUCUGGAGGAGAUCCCAGAUGGGGAGGCUGCCGGAGGGGGCUCCUUCAGGGGAGCAUUUACUGGAAAUGACAAAGUGAGAAACUGUUUCCGUGUAAGCAGCAGAGGGCGCUCCAAAGCUCACCCUUACAGCCUGCAGGCCAACGACUCCUUCAGCAAACAGCAGUGGAUCACCUGUCUGCGGCAGGCCAUCGUCCAGUCCCGAGACCGCACAGCUCAGACCAGCCAGUCACAGCUCUCCCUUCACCCUGAUCCCGCCCUGUGUCACAUAGCCGACCUCAGCCUCAGCUCGGACACGGACAUGGCAGAGCAUACCAGCCGCUGACUGUGUGUGGACUGAUCACAGAGGCCUCUGGGUGCCUGUGCAUCUGUAUAUUGACUUUUUAGGAAAUAAAAUAUGGACUACGUGGUACUGAUCUGUAUGGUUAGAUGUCUGCAUUGAAUUUUCCACUUUGAUGGUUUUCUUCGUUUUUAAGUUUUGAUUUUAGUUUUGGUUUUAUGAUUGUGGUGAAGUGUGCCUCACACUCUUGGACAGUAUUACUGAAUGUGAAUUUCCUGUAUACAUUUUUGUCUUUUUUUUAAAUAAACUGACACUCAAA